Messenger RNA from Polyodon spathula (Mississippi paddlefish), 894 nucleotides. RefSeq names its product tubulin alpha-1C chain-like. The transcript is spliced from 5 exons. The record is from RefSeq and is a predicted model, not a curated record. Gene Ontology annotation, biological process: mitotic cell cycle; microtubule cytoskeleton organization. Bases 112 to 894 code for a protein of 260 amino acids. Gene Ontology annotation, cellular component: microtubule; cytoplasm. NCBI's taxonomy places the organism in Eukaryota, Metazoa, Chordata, Actinopteri, Acipenseriformes, Polyodontidae. Gene Ontology annotation, molecular function: GTP binding; structural constituent of cytoskeleton.
CAGCGCUCAGUUACUGCAUCGACUCUUAGCUGUCGGGUUAGGUAACCGUGUGCCAGUUUAAAAUUAUACGCCCUAGCUGUUGUCCUUUUCUAUUCGCCUAAACUAGAAAGCAUGCGCGAGUGCAUCUCCAUUCACGUUGGCCAGGCUGGUGUCCAGAUUGGCAAUGCCUGCUGGGAGCUCUACUGCCUGGAGCACGGCAUCCAGCCUGACGGGACGAUGCCCAGUGACAAGACCAUCGGAGAAGGGGACGACUCCUUCAACACCUUCUUUAGCGAGACUGGAGCCGGCAAGCACGUCCCCAGAGCUGUCUUUGUAGACCUCGAGCCAACAGUCAUAGAUGAGGUGCGCACUGGUACCUACCGCCAGCUGUUCCACCCUGAGCAGCUCAUCACUGGCAAGGAGGACGCUGCUAACAACUACGCCCGUGGGCACUACACCAUCGGCAAGGAGAUCAUCGACCUGGUUCUGGACAGGGUCCGCAAACUGGCUGACCAGUGCACAGGUCUCCAGGGUUUCCUGGUCUUCCACAGCUUUGGAGGUGGUACGGGUUCUGGUUUCACCUCCCUGCUGAUGGAACGCCUGUCUGUGGACUACGGCAAGAAGUCCAAGCUGGAGUUCUCCAUCUACCCAGCCCCCCAGGUCUCCACAGCUGUGGUGGAGCCGUACAACUCCAUCCUGACCACCCACACCACCCUGGAGCACUCUGACUGUGCCUUCAUGGUAGACAAUGAGGCCAUCUAUGACAUCUGCCGCAGGAACCUUGAUAUUGAGCGCCCCUCCUACACCAACCUGAACAGGCUUAUCAGCCAGAUUGUGUCCUCCAUCACAGCCUCCCUCCGAUUCGACGGUGCCCUGAAUGUUGAUCUGACAGAGUUCCAGACCAACUUGGUGUGA